AUGAUUUUCACCACUCUCCAACAACCAUCCAACAUGACUACUUCAUGGCCAGCUCAUACCCUGGAUGACUCCAAGUUUGAAGAUGUAUUCCAACUGGCUCAGAAAUUUGAAUUACACUGUGCACAAGUGUACAGCCAUGCCGCCACUCACCCGGACAGUGCACCUUCGGCCGACUAUGUGAUGCAGCUUGUGUCUCAGGCUUAUCGCGCGGUCCACAGUCUGCAUAUGCAGAAGAUCGCCUCGGCUUAUCUGGACUCAGGCGCUGCCGUUGCAGCGCUCGAAACCAAAGCGAAGGAAUAUCGCGACGCGUCUUCCGAUAACGAUACCCACUCAGUCGAGGCCGUCGAGGAAGAGACACCACAAGUCCCCGGCGCUGGACUGGUUGAUCUUUUGAAUGGUGAUUUCGAAGAUGAUGAGGAGGAGGACUCUGAAUGGGAAGUGUCUGAUGAAGAAACGGACGACGAAUACUACGAAUACUGCGAGGGCUCAGACUCGGACUCGAAUUCGGAUCUAGAAGAACUCGCGAGAACUUCGCGGAUUGACCUGUCUCAGCCGAUUCAGCACAACGAACUGUCCAAUGAUUCACAAGCACGAGAGCCCACAUAUGCGCCCAAAACCCAGAUGACCAUCGCAAAAGAAGAAACACCACCUCCGGUGUCUAUCACACAAGACCAAGCAAUGCACGACAGGAUCACGGCGGCGCUGCAAAAACUCACACUACCUUCGGAGGAACCUGAAGAUGUCCCACUUACCAGAGUGGAAACAUACAUCGACCCUUCGAUGACGACUUGCACCAUGUCUCCCACGCAUGAAACCCACAGGGAGCCCGAAGACGUUCCACUUACCAGAGUGGAAACAUACAUCGACCCUUCGAUGACGACUUGCGCCAUGUCUCCCACACAUGAAACCCACAGGGAAGAUAGUGCUGUGCAAAUCGAGUCGCAUCAAGAACCAAAACUUGAACAUUUUGCAACUGCGCCCGCUCACAACACGACAAAAUCCGAUGCCGAAUCAGUUGCUCUUCACCGCAAGAUAUCUAUGCGUUCGUCGCCCGGUGGUAUCUCCCGGAGGCUGAAGACCGUGUGUUACAAAUUCGCUGGAAGAGCCAUGGUACCUGUCCGUGGCAAGGUCAAUUGA
This is a messenger RNA of Penicillium salamii, 1137 nucleotides long. NCBI's taxonomy places the organism in Eukaryota, Fungi, Ascomycota, Eurotiomycetes, Eurotiales, Aspergillaceae. The record is from the annotation of a GenBank genome assembly.